Molecule: messenger RNA, 2178 nt
Organism: Danio aesculapii
Lineage: Eukaryota; Metazoa; Chordata; Actinopteri; Cypriniformes; Danionidae
Gene: aggf1
Product: angiogenic factor with G patch and FHA domains 1
Exons: 16
Coding region: 139-1998 (619 amino acids)
Biological process (GO): vasculogenesis
Molecular function (GO): protein binding; nucleic acid binding
Source: RefSeq, a predicted model, not a curated record
GCCACAAAGUGAAAGUAUGGCGGCGUUCAUUGAAGCUGGACUAAAGUUCGUCGCGGUUGCUCCCUAUUGACGCGCGCGCAGAGAAGCUGGGAACGCGCACAGAAAACGAGUGGUUUGAACCGGUUGAACGUUCUCUCAAUGGCUGCAGAAGGAAAAGCCGACCCUGAGGCCGGUGAUGAGGGUUUGGAGUCAGAGAUUGUGUCUUUACGAACACAAGCAGAAGCGCUGCGAGAGGAGCUGAAGACCUGUAAGGAUGAGCUCCAGAAGUUACAGAAACAACUCAGCCAAAGUGAACGGCUCCAGAAGACCACAGAAAGUUACAAUGAGGACCUCAGACAGCAGGUUGAUAAACUGAGUGCAGAAAUCCAUGAGCGAAAGAAAAGAGACAAGGAGAAAGUGGAUGCUGAGACUCAGACAGAAGAAUAUACAUGGACCGAGACAGAUUAUUAUAAUUAUUACUAUGGCGGAUACUACCAGUCAGAAACAACAACAGCAGAACAGGAGACGGCAGCAGAAACUCAAGAGAAUGUUGUCAAAGAAACUCAAGAGGCUUCUGUAUAUGUUGAGGAGCAGCAUCCCAGAAUAGCUGAGACAGUGGUAGCCAAUCCUGAGCAGCCGAAUGAAACCAGUGAUAUUCCGCAAACUGAGGAGGCCUCAGGAGAGGCUGACUCUAUAGCAGACAUGUUGAGAGCGACCGCAGAGGAAGCCAUGAACCAGACCAACUUUGUGUUUGACGAAAGCUCCGGCAUGUACUACGACCACAGCACUGGAUUUUACUACGACUCCUCCAGUCAGCUGUACUAUGAUGCGAACACAGGCAUGUACUAUUACUACGACCCAGAAAGCGGAAAAUACCAAUUCCACUCUAGGAUAGAGGUGCCUGCAGCCCUACACCCCGAAGUGGAGCAGACGCCACAGAGGAAGACCAAAGAUCGGAAAAACAGGAAGUCGGUGAAGAACACAGAAAGAGCUUCCUGUCCCGACGGAGGGGUUCAGGAUUUGACUUGCUCAUUGGCUCAGUUGAAGAUAGAACAGUUGAGACAUGUUGGAGUCAGAGAAGCCUGGCCGCCGUGUGUUCGAGUAACUGUUGUUCGCUCUCCUGUCCUGCAAACCGGAACGCUCUUCAUCCUAACAGCCGAUACAGUUGCUACUAUCGGCAGAGAGAAAGACAUGAAUCAUGCCAUUAGAAUUCCAGAGAUGGGAGUCAGUAAGUCCCAUGCAGAAGUUUAUUUUGACCAGGAUCAGCAGUGUUAUAUGCUGAUAGACCAGGGCAGUCAGAAUGGGACCGUCCUCAAUGGCAACAGAAUACUACAGCCCAAAGUUCGCUGUGACCCUUGUCCUCUGACCCACGGGGAUGAAGUGAAGAUGGGAGAAACCGUUUUGUCCUUCCACAUCCACGCAGGCACGGCCACAUGUGACGGAUGUGAACCAGGACAGAUCAUAGCACACUUAAACCGCCAUAAGAGAGACGAAUGCUCUGGAACUGUUCUCAGCAAAGAGGACAAGGAGGCUCAGCGGCAGAAAGAACUGAAGAUGAUGAAAGUUAAAUAUGGUCUUAAAAGCAGCGAUUAUGAAGAACAGAAACCUCUGAAGAACAGCAAAUAUAAAGACCGAGCAGAAAACCGCCGUCAGACAGUUGGGAGUGAAGGAAAGUUCCAGAGAGACGAUGCUCCUGCUUCUGUUCACGUUGAAAUCGGAGAUGAAAAUAAGGGCAGACAGAUGCUGGAGAAGAUGGGCUGGAAACGAGGAGAAGGACUCGGCAAGGACGGAGCUGGAAUGAAGGAUCCGAUUCAGCUGCACAUGCGCAAAGCUCAGUCUGGUCUGGGAUCUUCUGGAUCCGCCAUGUCUGUUGAGGAUGCUUCGCUCACCAAAACCAAAACACAGCGAAACUGGGAGCGUGCAAGAGAACGGUUCUCUGAAGCCUGCCACACCGACUCCUCCCAUCCUGAAAACAGCCAAUCACCUAAAGCCUGGGUCAAGAGCCAGGAGACGGAGUGACGCUUCAGAUGGACGUUAUUUACACUGUUUAUCGAAGUCAUUUCAGCAGAAGACAUUAUUUCCAUGAGGUUUGUAAAUAGACGCAAGUUCAUUUUAAUGCUACUCAGAAAGAGUGCUUUCUUUGUUUACAGUGAAAUUCAAAACUGAAAAAAUAACAAAUAAAUAAACAAACAAAAGAUA